AUGGCUGCUCCACCCAAGCCAUCCGUCUUCGUAGACCUCACUGGCGGCGGCGGCGACGACGACGACGGCGACGACUCGCUCUCUGAACUUUCCGAUGCCCCUGAUCUCUCCACUUCCUCCUCGUCCAAGCCAAAAUCAAAAGGAGCAGCAUUGUCGUCUUCCAAAUCCUCUGUCAACUCUGCCCUCAAACGAUCCGCAUCCUCUUCAAACGUCGCCAAACCAUCCUCCAACGGCUCUACCAAACCAAAGGCGAGAAAGUCGGAACCCACCCCACCCUCUACCUCCAACGCCCAACAGGAGUCCGCCAAAGCCAAAGGAAAGCGCAAACAAGAUGGCGCAGAUGUUGCCGAUCCCAAACAAGCACAGUCGCGCUCUGCACCCCUUAGCGAUGUCGUCCGAUCACGAACACAUGUCAACGACCCCGACGGGCCACUCAAGCUUUGCCACCAACACCACCAGAACUGCAAAGGCGCCCUCCUCGAGUGCACCUUCAUGCGAGCUCCUGGAAAGCGAUGCCAAGGCCGCUUCUGCUUCUCUUCCCUCAAGCGCUUCUACGAUCAGGAUCCAGAGACCAUCGUCAAAUCCAACCGCAUGAUGAUUAACCCCGCAGAGCACUGCCCGCCAACCGAGACAAAGUACGCCUGGAAAUGCCCCAAGUGCCGCGGCAAAUGUGUCUGCUCCGUCUGUCGUAAAGCGGCCGGCCUCGAGCCUCUUGGCAGACCCUUCGGAAGCAAGAAGCCAAAGGAUCCCCCCACCGACGAUGCCGGCCAAGCCAAGUCAACUCAGACCAAGGUCAAGCCAAACGGUGACACGCCAAAGCCAACUUCCACCGCUACAGCAAAGGCGAAAUCGAAGCCCAAAGAUCGCACCCUCGCCGAAGCCGUGGCAGCGUCACACAAACAGGACGGCAAAGCAAAGUCAAAGGCCAAAUCGGCCAACGCAACCGAAGUUGUCGAAGAUGAUGACAUCUCGACGCCGCCUCCUCCCGGCAGCAAACCCAAAAAGACAGUCGCCAGCCUGCUUUCUACCUCCGUCGUCCGCGCACCCGUCCUCAAACCUCUCAAGCCACCCGCCCAAGUCGCGCCUCCCGUCUUCGAACUCAUCCCCACCAAACUGCCCCACGACAACAUGCGCGCACGCAUGUGGAUCUACGAAAGCAUGAUUCGCUUCGACAAGUUUGGCCUCAACAGGACCGUCCUCUCGCAACUCGACCGGUUCGAGCACUGGACGCACUUGAUGGCGCAGGACAUGCUCGCCUGCCUUCUCAAAACCGUCGCUGGCAUGAGCAACAUCGAAAAGGGCCAGCCCAAUAAGCCCUUUGUCCGAGCCAUCACCUCCUUCCGCACCCACGGCAAGAGCCUGCAACGCGGCGAGCCGUGGUCAGCUGCCGUCGAGUUGCUCCACAUCCUUGGUCUCGAACGCGCUCCGCUCGCCUUUGUCGAGCACGACGUACCCGUCGAGGUCGAGGCAGCAGCUGCAGAACGUUCGCCCUCACCGCCACCCGCCACGCGUCUCACGCGAGCACGCAGAGCAAAAGAGACUAACCAGUAUGAGACUGCGCGCCAGCUCUCGCUGCUCGAUAGCUGGGAGGAGGACGAGUUCGGCGACGUCGAGGAUGCGGAAGUCUUGCCUAGCAAGCGUCGACGUGCCACCACCAAAAAAUCCAUCUACGUCUACGACGACCCCAGCGACGACGAGAGUAUGGACGAUCCGGACGACACCUCGCGCAGCCGUCGAUCUGGACGCGCACGCAAAGCUGCCGAGAAGGAAUCUGCGCCAGAGGUCAGGCUCACAGGACGGCAGCAGGCGAUCAAGCUGCAACAGGAGCAGCAGAAGGAAGAGGAAGCUGCAGCAGAGAAGCACAAACAAGAGGAAGAUCAGGGAAAGCGUCAGGCCGAGGCGGCUGCUCGAAAACGUCGCGCGUCCAAUGGAGACGGGGCCAGCAGUGACGGUGGCACUGUCAGCGAAGCGUCGGACGACGAGCAUCGCCAGACCAACGGUCGCGCUCACAAAAAGAGGCGCAGGCUCGUCGCCGGUGAAAGCUCGGAUGACGAGGCCACCUCCGACAACGACAACGACGUCCACCAUAAGCGCGACGGCAACGACAUCGACGCUGACGACAAACAAGACACCCGCGCCGAGGACGAAGACAAGCCGACCGAAGCCCCCGAUCUCGAAACCAAGGUGUCCAUCCUCUCUGCGCUCAUCGAUGCCGCCGUCAUGGCCGACAGCGUAGCCGAAGAACUCAAGCUCGCCGCCGACAACAUCGCCGCCAUGGAUCGCGAGCACCGAGCGGCCAACCUCGAUAUGGAGAAGGAGAUGGUCGACGAGCUCGCCGAGCUCAACCGGCGCGCGCCGAGCAUCGUCUCGCCCGAGUAUCAGAAGUGGAAGGCGGAGAAGGCGCAGCUCGAGCAGGACCACGCGUGGCGCAGGCAGGAUGCGAGGGUGACCUCGGAGCUGGCGGUGGACACGCAUGCUCUGCGGACGGGACCGUUGGGAGUGGAUGUGGAUGGCCGCGAGUAUUGGCAUUUGCGAGAGUAUCAGGAGAGGAUGCCGAAGUAUACCGAGGGGAGGUAUGCGUGGUGUUUGGUGGUCAUGGGGCCUGCGUUCCCGAGCGAUCCGAAUCGGAAGAAGGAGGAGGCGAAGGAGGAGGAUCAAGGGGAUACUAGUAAGGGAGAUGCAGCUGGCGACGAUGGAGUAGGGGAAGAUGGAGACGAUAGCGGGCUCACUUCGCUCGAUGCAUCCACCACCACCACCGGCGACGACACUAAACCCGAACUUCCCGACACCACGGACGAAAAGCAUCUCAACCUCGGCCUGCCCCCCUCCAGCAUCUGCAUGGGCGCCAACGAUCCCUCCACCAUCAAAACCCUGAUCGACUACCUCCGCUUCCGGCUCGAGCACGUCGAGUACCAGGAAAACGUCUCGAUCCAGCAGCGCGAAAGGGCAGCGCGUGGCGACCAUCCCUCCGAAGCGGCAGCCGAGAGCAUGUACAGCAUCCGCAAAGCCAAACAGACGCUCAAGGAUACGCAGGACGAGAGACGCAAGCAGGUCGAACAGCUGAUCAAGCGGCUUGGGAGUUCCAAGGAGUACUUUGCCUGGCAUCGCGAGGAGGUCGCCCCGUGA
This is a messenger RNA of Pseudozyma hubeiensis SY62, 3126 nucleotides long. RefSeq lists its product as hypothetical. The record is from RefSeq and is a predicted model, not a curated record. The transcript has a single exon. The coding region runs from base 1 to 3126 and encodes 1041 amino acids. NCBI's taxonomy places the organism in Eukaryota, Fungi, Basidiomycota, Ustilaginomycetes, Ustilaginales, Ustilaginaceae.